Talpa occidentalis (Iberian mole) is the source of this 6176-nucleotide messenger RNA. RefSeq names its product ribosomal RNA processing 15 homolog (gene RRP15). NCBI's taxonomy places the organism in Eukaryota, Metazoa, Chordata, Mammalia, Eulipotyphla, Talpidae. The record is from RefSeq and is a predicted model, not a curated record. Gene Ontology annotation, cellular component: preribosome, large subunit precursor. Gene Ontology annotation, biological process: maturation of 5.8S rRNA; maturation of LSU-rRNA. Bases 48 to 869 code for a protein of 273 amino acids. The transcript is spliced from 5 exons.
UCGUGACAGCGGAACGCGCGUCUCAGGGACGCUUCCGGCGAGGGAAGAUGGCUGCGGCCAUGCAGGACUCACGUGCGAGUGCGGGGAAGAAGCUGAAGAAUUCUCUGAAGAAGAAGAAGAUCAAAGUAUUAGCCAGGGUUGUAACUUCGGAGGUGGAAGAUAAGGACAGAGACGCUGCCGCUACUGGAGGUUCUGUAAAAAGCUAUGGAUCGGAAAAGGAUCACUCUUCUGAUGAUGAUGAAGCAAUAGAAGCUGACAAUGAGGAGGAAGUUGAACCCUGUGACGAUUACAGUAAAAAUGCUGCAGAAUCCAGUGCUGGAACUAAUGCUGGCUGGGCGGAUGCCAUGGCUAAAAUCCUUAACAAAAAAACUCCUAAAAGUAAGCCCACCAUUCUGGUCAAAAACAAAGAGCUGGAAAAGGAAAAAGAGAAGCUAAAGCAGGAGAGACUGGAGAAAAGAGCACAGCUUGAUAAGAAGCGGGAAUGGGAAAUGAUGUGCAGAGUGAAGCCAGAUGUUGUCAGAGACAAAGAAACCGAGAGAAAUCUUCAGAGAAUUGCAACAAGAGGAGUGGUGCAGUUAUUCAAUGCUGUCCAGAAGCAUCAAAAGAACGUGGAUGAGAAAGUGAAAGAGGCCGGGGGCUCUGUGAGAAAGCGUGCUAAGUUGAUAUCAACUGUCUCCAAGAAAGAUUUCAUCAGUGUUCUGAGAGGGAUGGAUGGUGAGAAAAGUUCACCUGGGAAAAGCCCAAAAGCCAAACAGAGUGCAGUGGAAGCAGAAGAGGGUCCAGGAUGGACGAUCCUCCGGGAUGACUUCAUGAUGGGAGCGUCCAUGAAGGACUGGGACAAGGAAAGUGACGAGCCAGACCACAGCUGACCAGGGCCUGCCAGCGACCUGGACAUGUGAUGACAUGUGAUGACCUGGACAUGUAAUUUUUUCAUAGAAAAAAAUACUUCGUGCUCCAACAUGAAGGACACUGUUUGUAAGAAAGCCAAAGACUUCUACUGUUACCAGCUUUCAUGUUUCCCUGUUUUCACAUAAACUCUGUUAAAUUUAUAUUUUCAAACUUUGUAUAGUUGUAAGCAUUGUUCCUCAAAACAGUUGUAAAAAGAAACAUUUCUGCUGGGCCAAUGAGAUGGGCAUUUUGCCGGGUCGUUAACAGGUUUACAUGAGGGUCGUGGACAUGGUUUGUUCUGAUAUCACCUGUGUUUCUUGAAUGCAAUAGCAAUUCAUAGUGAACAUGAACUCAAUCUAGUACGUUUUAUCUUGCAGCUACUGACCUAUAUGUGUGUGGGGUUUUGUGGGGCAAGAGUUGGUUGUUUUGGUGAACUUUUGAGAAAAACUUGUGUAGUAAACUUUUAAAUUAUAGUGUUUGUGAUUUUGGAUUUAUUUUUAGAUAUUUUGGCAAACAGGAUUUAAGAAACAUACCAAAUCUCUAUUUUAUAUUACUUCCUUUUCUGUGCUAAAUAAUACGUAUAGAUAAAGUCUUAGAUUUAUUUUAAGUUUAGGUUAUUUUAGCAUGUGAGAUUUACUGAGGUGGAAAUGCUCAUGUUCAACUUCUGCGAUGAGGCAUGAUCUGUUGGGAAGUAUAUUUUACAAGUUUUAGUCUCCUUUUUCCCCCUCCCUAAAUAUCUGAGUCAGCUUAGCUCUCCCGUGUGCACUGAUGGGGAAGGGCGGGGGGUGGGGGGGGGCAGCAGGUAGUUUGCAGCAGAAUGCCACCUCUGCGGUGAGAUUGAUGCCCUCACCUCCGGGUUCAAGAUUUUUCAGUCAGGUGAUUUUUGGUGUCUAGCUGUUAAACAAUUAAACAAAAGAGAAGAGGAAGUAAUUUAAUAUCAUUCUAAAAUGUCUGUGAAACUGGACCUCCUAUCUGAAGUUUAUAGGAGAAUGAUUUAACAUUUGGGAUCUGUUGCCUUCUUCAAGCUCCUUCCCUCUCUACAGCUUGCUGUAGUAAGAAUGCUCCCUCCUAGUGCCCACCCGCACAUACUUCCAUCUGUUAGGUAUUGCGAGGUAGCCCUCUCCCCAGCCCUGUGCUAGCAGAGAUGUUUAUGUCUUCAAAUCCAUCUGAGUAUUACAAGUGUUAAAUAACUGAAGUUAAAUUAGCCCACAGCCUGGUAUUUGUGACCAUAAAGGAAGGUGCCCUUCUAAGUUAUCAAGUGAUCAAACCAGCAGAACUCAAAACGCAUGUUUGUAUUGACCCCAGCUUUUGAACUUUUGAGUCUUACUGAAUUAUGGAACUGCCAUUCUUUCGGUGUAAUAUAAAUAAACGUGAGCAGGUUCCUCGGUAGUGAUACGGGAGCGCCGAAUACCCCAGUGUAACUGAAUACAGAUAUUUCUAUAUAAGCCAACAUGUAGAUAAUUUUGUAAAGAAUUAUUUGUAGCACUUAAAAACGUUUUUUUCCUCCCCCAAAUUAAAGAUACUUUAUUUUUUGCUAUGAAUCUAUGUCUGGAUCAUACUAAAACUUUACUAAAAUUCCGCUGAAUAGAACAUUUGAGUGGUAGGAAUGGGUGAAUCACUUCUCAUUUAUGAAAAGUUGUUUUAAAAUAUAUUCAUUGUAUAAUCCUUGGUUUAAACAUUUUUUAAAAAUUGAACAGUUUUCAAAAUGAAAGUAAGGAAGAGAAUGUUCAAACAUAUUUUCUCCUUUCAAAAAUUAUUUUAUUCCAAAAUAAAACUUGAGUUGCCAGUAUAAGAAAAAAAAUCUCUAUGUUUGAUGACUGUGUGUAUAUAUAUAUAUACACACACACACACACACACACACACACACACACACUGCAUGAAACAGUUUUUAACCAUAAAGCUGUGAUUAGUUUGUAUUAUUUCUACAUCCUGAUUAUAAAAGUUUUAAGCAAAAUACCACCACUUAUAAAUAAGCAUCUAAAGAUGAGCACAUAAUUGUAGACUAAAUGACUCUCCUCAACUGAACAUUUUAAAUAAUGUAGCUCUGUCACCUUUACCCUAAAUAUUUUAUUGACAUUAAAUUCACUAAUAUCAAUCAGAUGAAUAAUUUCAUCUUCCUAUUUUGUCUUUGUGUUCUUUAAGGAGGAGGGAAAAAAGAAUUGCAUCCCCCAUUUGCCUAAAUAUAAAAAUAUUGGGGUUUUAUUUUUGGUGGCUAUUUCAGGUAACAGGCUAAUGAAGAGGUUAUUUUUAUUUGUUUAGAAGGAACUAGGGAAAAUAACUACCAGCUUGCUAGUUCCUGGGUAUUAUAUUCCCUUACCUGGCUGUUUAGAUGGCUGGGCAGAUGCUUAGUGUUGAGCACUAAGUCAAAGUCAAAGAUAAUACUGUUUAGGGCUGAAAGCAAUUUAGGAACAUCUUGGUCGUUGAGCUCAGCACUUUACAUGUAACUGGAGCAUGAAUUAAUUACCUAGAAUUCUGCAGAGAUCAAGGUUUAUUCUACUCAUUGGAAAUCACUUCUUGGAAUCCCCAUGGAUGGAAUAGUUUGAGACUCACUUUCAGAACAUAGGCUGUAAAAUGAUUCAGUAAGAGUUUCUGGGAGGUUUAUCUGGGGAUAAAGUCAAGUUCUUAAAAAUAUUUUGUCUUUUGUAACAAGUGGGUGAGAAGAGAAAGUUUAAAUCUGGAAAACAGGGCUUUUCAGUGUGUUUUUAGUGCAUAGGAAUGUACCUAAUAUUCAGCGGCCACCCCCAUAUUAAUCCUGAUACCUGUACCAGUCUCGAGGACAUGGGAGCACAGAGCUUCAUUCAAAAGCUCUGUGCCUCCAGUUUCUAGAUGCCUCAGUAAGCCCUGAGGUUGAAGUGUGAAGGGACAAGCUGAAGACAUAAGCUGUGUUAAAGGACUCAUGAUAUUUAAGAAAAGGACUGUCAAGGAAUCUCCAAAGAAUAUAAGUAUUUCUAUAAAAGAGAUAGUAGAAAAUGAAAUCAGUAAGUUGGCACUUUUGCAACCUUUGGAUAACUUUUCUCUUUGUAUGUACUUGUGUUUUGUUAUUUCAUUAUAGGUUUUUGGUAACAUUAGGUACGGGGGGCUUGAGCCCUAGUUGGGAUGGGAUACAAGUUUAGCUUUUUAAUGACUACGGUGCCAUCACUGUGUGAAUUACAUGGGCAUAUUUGUGCCACAUGAAUUUCACUUUUUCAACCAACAUUUGAAAAUUCAGUAAAUAUAUUAGUUAACCAUUUGCAAUUUCUUUUUUUUUUUUUAAAGAUUUAUUCAGGCAUACAAGAACGGGGUACAGGCCAGAUGUGCAGGAGGGUGAGAGGAUUCACCAGAGACAGAGCGGGGAACAGAACAGGCAGACUGACUGAAAUACACUGCUGAGGGAGCAGUGGGCAAGACAGGAGAGGUCUGCUGCGCCAUGUGGGUAUCUCCCCGGCCGGCCGGAUCGAACCCGCACUGCAGAGGCUGUGGACAGCUUCACAGUGCUGCGCUCAACCACCUGCGCCACCAGGGAAGCCCCAUUUGCGAUUUCUUAAGGAAGCGUGUGUGUGUAUGUGUAUGUGUGUGUGUGUUUCUCAUACUUCAGGAGGGUGGAAAACCAAACUCUGGGUGCCUUCGCUGCUAAGGGUCCUUUUCCUGCUGUGUGCACAGCUGAUCCUGCGCUAUCAGUGUCCCUUCCUACAUGCCACUGGUCCCAUUCACCAGAGCUCCACCCUCAGGACCUAGUUACCUCUCAAAGAGUUUACCUCUAAAAUACCAUCACUUUGCAAUUUAGGGCUCCCAAAUAUGAUUGGGGGGGGGGCAUACAUUCAUUCAGUCCACAGCAGCAUAUAAAAUAGCAAAUAGUACAUUUCUACUGUAUGUGUAGAGCACCUUCAGCCACUGUUGUUUCUUAACUUUCCCAACAUAAUUAUAUACAAAGUAAACCAUGUACCUUGAGUUAAUAAAGCACCCAUUCCAGAAACUGCUAGAAUCAUUUGAGUAAUGAUACUGCUUAUAACAAAAUUAUCACUUUCCUCCUGUAAAGGCCAAAAUGUUGAAUCUCUUCCUUUUUUAGAGUUUCUGCAGUAAGACCUCAUGGUAUGAUUUGGAUAGUGUGGCAAUUUGGUAUCACAGUGAUAAUUUGAACUAAAUCAGAUUAUCUGCCAGGACUUUAAAAAUAUUUGCUAAAGAUAACCUUUUAAAAGUUAAAAUGAAAGCUAAAUUAGUAUGUUAGAAUAAUGAAACUCAUCCAAAGCUGUGGACAGAUGAAUUGGUUGGUGUGCUAUCUAUAGGUUAACUGUGGGGGGAGAGGGGUGUUUUUCAGUGAGGGAAGAAAAUUCAGGUGGCUCUUUCCUACAGCUCAUCCGUGGGGAUCUCUGUGACAGACAGCCCUGUCCCCUGGUGUGUGAGUGAUAGGCCUACUCAGUCAGGCCCUGCAGAAGUUAUGAGUACGAAGACUAUUUGAGGUGAAUUGGCAGUAUGAACACAUUUUGGAAACAGGAGAGAGAACGACUCCAUGCCUACAAAAAGCUCUCUCAUUCCUUCCCCAAGAAAACAGGAGUCUGAACUUUGGCCAGCUGGAGAGAUGAAUCUUACUGACUCCUGCAGCAAAGGUAGGCCUGGUGAACAUUUUUGCCGGCUGAGCUUUUCUGAAACUUGAUGAAAUGUAUUAAUCGAGAGGACCUCUGAGCAGAUUUGGAAGUAGAAUGGUGUUUGAGGAGCCGAUAAAACAUUUAGAAUCAGUGACUGGUGUUUCACAAAAGGCUAAGCAUUGUUCUGAACCAAAUCAGAAUGUUAAAGAUUGACGAUACAUUCUAACAAUCCUUAAAUAAUUUUAGUUUCUCCAGAGAGUGCUUACCAGCUUAGAGUAUCCCAUUCAUAUUUUUUAUCUAGUCUACUAAGCAUGAUUUCAGAAAGUUAGGAUGGGUUUUUUAUCUUGAUGUGUGAUGAACCUUGUGUUCAAAAGACAUGCCCCAGAGACCGUCACAGCAUGUUUUAUUGAGUGUCUAGUCCUGUGUGGUCACCUCACUCUUCUUGAUCUCCUUCCUCAAUAGCACAAGUAUGUAUUAAUUUCAGAUGCUCUUAGAUUUUCAUCUGAGUAAGUAAGCAAGGAUUCUAUUAGAAGAAUGGCUGUAAUUCCUUAUAAUUUUAGUUUCUAAGUCCCAUGAUGAUGGCACUCCAUGAUGAUGGGCGUGUUUUAUUUCUCUACUGGCCAUUGUAGCAUUUCAAAUGUGGCUAGUGAUGCAGAGGAAGUGAAUUUUUAACUAAAUUUUCAUUGGUGACCUGCCUAAUACGAAGAGAAAAAAAUUGCAAAGCAU